UCGACAUCCGUCAUCCUGUCAAUUGCUGUCAAUUGUCAAACGCCAGCUUAUAGAUUGCUGUCAAAAAUUAUGGAAAAAUAUUUACGAAAUUAGUUGCACGAAAAUAAAUUUUAUUUGUUCAAAAUAUAAAUCAUUUACAAUGGAGUUUGAUAUUAUGACUUCGAAUAAUAUCUGCCGGACUUGUCUGAAAGAAUCUGUGAAUUUAAAACCGCUGUUAAAUGAAAUAGAUAAAGAUGGUCGAACUAUUUGUGAAGUGUUAGCUUUCGUAUCAAAUAUUGAUAUUUGUAUCAACGACCGAUAUCCGAAUCAUGUCUGUGGACCCUGCCAAGACAAUUUAUUAAAAGCUGAGGAAUUCAAAAAGCAGUGCAUUCAAUCAGAGAGUGUACUAAAAGUGUGCUUCGGCCGCAACGAGCUCGAGAAGUCGACGGUCAAAUACGAAAACAUUCCUCACUCUAAUGCCGAUAAAGAUUACUACCAGUGUGCUAUAUGCUUCCUCAAGUUUCCCGAUGGACGAUUACUGGAAGACCACGUCGCGUGUCAUAGAACUUUUAAAGAAGAAUUUGGUCCUAAGCCGCUAGGUUCCCCCUCAUUGGUUAUAAAGCCCGUUCACUCUCACCAAUACAAGAAUCCGUUAAAAAAUAAUGUAGAGGAAAAUCCAAUGACGUUGAAGGAGGAGGCACUAGAUUUUGAUCAUGACCUUUUCCAGGAUGAGAUAACUUUCAGUCCCAAAACUUUAGAAAUUGAAGUCCCGAGUUUUAAGCCUCCGAAUAAUUCUAAAGAUUGCAUUAAUACUGUACUGCAUGUGUGUAAAACUUGUAACAAAGCUUUCGAUACUAAAAAGGCCCUAGUAAAACAUUAUACCACUCAUUCAAAGAUUGUACCUAAGGAGGAGUACCAAUGUCAUCUGUGCAACCGCAAAUGUCUGAAGAAGUCAUCGCUGGUCUCGCAUUUGAAGAGUCACGAACAUAAAGAUAAGAUAAAGUACACAUGCCCCACUUGCAAUAGAGAAUUUCAGCACCAAGCCCAUCUAGACAAACACAUACUCUCUGUCCAUGAUAAAAAAGUCAUAUUCUCAUGCACACGGUGCUCCAAAUGGUUUCCCACACAAUUGAGUCUAGAAGCCCAUCAAGAAAGUCACAAGGUAGAUAAAAAACAUCAGUGUAAGACAUGCGGAAAGGCAUUCUACAUGCUCUCCACCUUGCAGGACCAUGAACGCACUCACACAGGAGAAAAGCCCUUCCUAUGUUCAGUUUGCGGCAAAGGCUUCAGUCAAAAAACAAAUUUACAGCAGCACACUAGAAGACAUUUGGGAAUUAAAAUGUUUAAAUGUGACCAGUGUGAAAUGACGUUUAUAUCUAAAGGGGAACUGCAAUCACAUGUGCGGAAACAUACUGGAGCACAUCCCUUCAUAUGCGAUGAAUGUGGCAACGGUUUUACGACAUCCAGUUCUCUUGUGAAGCACCGACGCACCCACACGGGGGAACGGCCCUAUGCAUGCGACCUAUGCCCAUUAAGGUUCAAAGUAUUAGGAACUCUAAAGAAUCAUAGAAGGACCCACACAGGAGAAAAGCCGUAUCAAUGUUCACACUGUGAGAAAGCUUUUAUACAAAGACAGGAUCUGAUAUCUCACAUACGCUGUCAUACGGGCGAACGUCCCUUCACAUGUACGGUGUGUGGGCAAGCGUUCAGAAAGUCAACAGCUCUUAAAGCUCAUAUAAAAAUACAUGGAAUGAUGGAAUGAUAAUAUUUUAUAAUAAUGACUUUUUGUCAAUUUGCAAAUUGAAUAAUUUAAAAUUUUAUUUA
Molecule: messenger RNA, 1803 nt
Organism: Aricia agestis (brown argus)
Lineage: Eukaryota; Metazoa; Arthropoda; Insecta; Lepidoptera; Lycaenidae
Product: zinc finger protein OZF-like
Exons: 2
Coding region: 140-1741 (533 amino acids)
Biological process (GO): regulation of DNA-templated transcription
Cellular component (GO): nucleus
Molecular function (GO): RNA polymerase II cis-regulatory region sequence-specific DNA binding; zinc ion binding; DNA-binding transcription factor activity, RNA polymerase II-specific
Source: RefSeq, a predicted model, not a curated record